UAACUCCUCUACGCUUCUCUCUCUGCAAUUACUCUUUAGGAGCAUCUCUCUUUAGAAUAUUGAGUAUUGCUAACUUGAGCGUCGGAGUGUUUUCCCCGAGGAAACAUCCUUGGGAAUUUAGGUGUGGGAGCAGUUGAAGGUAUCAACAGUGUUGAAUCACGAAGCUGCCCAAAUAUUUGGUGCCGUCUAUGGGAAACUGAACAAAAAAGAGCUGCGACUUAACUAGCUCGAGCUGAAAAUGGUACGAACCUUCACAGGAAACUGCCCCCCACGAGGCAACAUGGACGAGCAGGAUAAUACUCAGCUUUUGGAAAGUGAUUUGAAUGACUUCCAACCAAUGCCAAGAAACCUUUUCGUGGGAGGAGCAGAACAAGAACAGUCAAAUACUUCGGAUGAUGAACGAACACCCACUAGGUAUGCAAUCCAACCUGAAGAACAGUUUCAUGUCCCCGCAGAAGCCAAGCGAAGGCAUCCUAGGCAAAAUGCUUCACGACUUGAGAGGUCCAUGGAAGCUGCUCGGACGUCCGAGCUAGAAGAAAGAACUAGAGUUUUAGAAAUGGCCAUAGGAAAAAUCCUCUCUCGCUUGAUUCCUGAUGAUCCAUUAAUCCCUUUCCUAAACAGGGGUGAACAACCUGCUACAAAGGAGAUUAAACGUACCGCUAUUGAAUUAAUGCAAGUUCAUCAGAGGGAAAGAGAGACUUUACAAGACUAUAUGCAAAGAUUUAACAAAGCCACCCUGGACAUUGAUAAUGUCCCUGAUACCAUCUGUUUGUCGGCCCUACUACACGGCUUGAAACCUGGUCGGUUCCUAGACGACCUACUAGAGAAUCCACCGAAGUCGUGGAAUGAAGUAAAUGAUAGGUCAACAAGUUUCAUACUGUCAGAAGACUUCCAAUCGUUUAAACGGCGAGCUAACGAUAAACAAAGUAACGAACAUAAGCAACCUGAAAUAAGGGAAGAGAAGAAAAAGCAGAAGGUGGGCGAACAGAAAGGAAAGCCACCGUCAUUCCCGAGAUAUGCCAAUUAUAUCCCUCUAAGCUCGUUAAGAUCUCAAAUGUUGGCGCAGAUACAGCAUUGGGUCAAAAGACCACCUCCUCAGACACAUGAAUACCUAGGAGCUGACAGGAGCAAGUACUAUGACUAUCACCGGGGUUACGGUCAUAACACAGAUGACUGUCAGAGUUUGAAGGACGAGUUGGAAUUCUUAGCUUGCAAUGGGAAAUUGGAAGGAUACGUCCAGAAACCUUAUGCUCAGCAACCCAAUCAGACACACUUUGUGUAUGAAUAUUCCCGAUCUCAGGGACAGGGACAAGGAUAUCAGCUCGGACAGGGACAGAAACCUUCUGCACAGCAUCCAAAAGAUCACAAAGGGGUAGGUUACAGAGGGAUACCCCCACCGUCUAGCACAAUCAACAUGAUUUCGGGUGGCAUGCAUUCAGGAGGACAAAGUGCCAGAGGACGUAAGACUUACGCUCGUCAAGUGAUGACAGUAGAUAAAAACAGACCUCUAAAACGACCAUUUGAAGAAGCCGAAUGGGAGAACACACCCAUCACCUUCAGUCCUGCUGAUUAUAAACGAACAAGGGAGGAGCCUGAUAUUAUGAUGCCCCAUGCAGACCCCUUUGUAGCACCAGUGCACAUAGGCAAUCAUAACGUUAACAAAGUCUUCAUUGAUACAGGUAGCUCUCCGGAUAUCUUAUAUUGGAGCUGCUUUCAGAAGAUGCAAUUAAACCCAGCUUCUAUGCAUAGAUAUGAAGGGCCGAUAUACGGAUUUGAUAAUCAGCCCGUUCAGGUAGAAAGGGUGAUCACUCUUCCAAUCUAUGUAGGUACAGAGCCGCGAUUCAGGAUGGCGUCUGUCAGCUUCUUGGUGGUUAAGAUGGAGUCAGCAUACAAUGCCAUAAUUGGGAGAGCCACGCUGUGCAAGCUGAAAGCUGUCAUUUCCCAGCCACAUCAUGAAAUGCCUGGAAUUUCGACAGAGUUGGCAGUCCAUAAGCUUAGCACUAACCCGACCAGAAGACCCGUGGUGCAAAAACGCCGCCUGAUGGGCCUAGAGAAGCAAGCAGCAAUAGAUGAAGAGAUACAAAAGUUGUUGCAAGCAGGUUUUAUCAGACGGGUUAACUACUCACAAUGGGUGUCCAAUCCUGUGCUUGUCAAGAAGCCCAAUGGCAAGUGGAGAAUGUGCAUUGACUUCACCAACUUGAAUGAGACAUGCCCUAAGGACCCCCACGCAUUGCCUAAUGUUGAAAAGUUGGUAGAACGAGCUGCUGGUCAUAAGCGCCUGAGUUUUUUGGAUGCCAGUUCCAGUGUGCGAGCUGAGGAUCAUAUUGACGACCUGAAUGAAACAUUUCAAAACCUGCGCCGAGCACAGAUGCGGUUAAACCCAUUAAAAUGUACAUUUGUUGUAGAAUCGGGCAAAUUCCUGGGGUAUGUGGUGUCCAAGAAAGGAAUUGAGGUCAACCCCGAUAAGUUUGUGGCUGUGCAGCAGAUGGAACCUCCUAAGACUGUGAAAUAUGUACAGCGUCUAACAGGUCGUCUUGCCGCCCCGCACAGAUUCAUAGCCAGGUCGGCAGAAAAGUGCCUCCCAUUCUUCAGAGCUUUGCGAGAGCCAAAAAGCUUCCAGUGGACGAAUGAAUGCCAACAAGGCUUCGAUGAGCUUAAGCAAUACCUGGCAUCCCCACCUUUGCUCUCCAAGCCUGUUGAAGGAGAAAGGUUGUACUUAUAUCUGGGGACAACAGAUGAGGCGGCUGCUUUUGAACUCGUCUGCAUCGCCCGAAAGCUGAUGGCUUAUUUUCAAUCUCACGAAAUCAUUGUCUACACCGACCUACCGCUAAAAAAGAUAUUGCAGAAACCAGAGCUUUCUGGUCGGCUAAUUAGAUGGGCGAUCGAGCUGAGCGAAUACGACCUCAAAUUUCAACCACGCACAGCCAUCAAGGAUGGGGCUGCGAGCGUUGAAGGAUCAGGGGCAAGGACAGUGCUAAUAUGUCCAAACGGUUUAAAAUCUGAGCACGCAUUGAGGUUCAGCUUUAAGACCACAAAUAACACCGUCGAGUAUGAAGAACUCAUCUAUGGUCUAAAGCUGGUGUCCGUGCUGAAAGCACAACACAUAAGAGUCUUCAGUGACUUCCAGCUCAUAGUAAACCAAGUAAACGGAAGUUGUGAUGUUAGAGAUCCUCAGCUCAGCCGCCACGCCCCUGUGGUCAGCAAUAUGAAGGCAAACUUUACUUCGUUUCGGAUUGAUAAGAUACCAAGGGCAGAUAAUAGACGAGCUGAUGAGUUGUCGAAGUUGGCUUCGUUGCAAGAUAUCAAUCCUCAUAGGACGACAGUUGUUGAGAUCCUAGAUGCACCGAGCUACAUUGACUUGGGGGACGAGUGCCUGGUGUUGAGUACAUAUCCCUCAUCGCUGAGCUGGACUACGCCGCUGAUUAAUUACUUGCGAAAUGUGGCUCAGCCAAACCGUUUAUGCACAGGUUUGGUAUUCCCAGACGAAUCAUUGUCGAUAAUGGACCUCAAUUUCGAGUUGCGGCCCUCAGGUCGUUUUGUAAUGAUUAUGACACAUGUCCUAGCCGCACACUCCAAUUGGGUUGACGAGCUCAACAAAGUAUUAUGGUCAUGUCGUACAACUCCCAACUCGGCUAUUGGAGAAACCCCAUUCUCCCUUGCUUGUGGGACUGAGGUUGUUCUUCCUGUGGAAGUAGGUUUAUCCACUAAUCAAUCUGCCCGGCAUGAUCAUCCUGAUAACGAGCAAUUCCUCAGAGAAAACCUAGACCUAGUGGAGGAGGUUAGGGAAGCAUCUAGGAUUAAAAACAUGGUGUAUCAAGGCCGCGUCGCCAGGUUUUACAAUAAGCGAGUGCGAGCUCGCCAGUUUCAGGUUGGUGACUUAGUGUUACGGAAGGUUGGACUCACUAAUGCGUAUUCACACAUGGGCAAGCUUGCUCCUAAUUGGGAAGGUCCUUGCAUGGUUACUCAAAUUAAGCGACCUGGGUCUUACAUUUUAGCAGAUUCACAAGGUCGGCGGUUACCAUUCACGUUGAACGUUCAUAAUCUUAGGAAAUAUUACAGUUAAUUUGUGUUGUUUCUUAACAUAUGGAAAGGUUGGACAAUGUGUGAAUGCAAUGCAAAUAGUACACACAAUAUUCUAAAAAAUUGUCUAGUUGUAUUUCUUGCAAAUGUGUUACAUGUAGUAUCAAAGCAAGUACAAAAUCUGUCAUAAACAAGGAAAUAUUAA
This is a messenger RNA of Rubroshorea leprosula, 4225 nucleotides long. The record is from the annotation of a GenBank genome assembly. Lineage: Eukaryota; Viridiplantae; Streptophyta; Magnoliopsida; Malvales; Dipterocarpaceae.